UCUGCCUUCUCUCUAUCGCACGCCCUCCUUUCGCAGAACAUUCAGCACGCCCUAUUCUUCUCUGGUGCCUGCAGAUGCACCUCUUCCUUCUCCUCCUUUUCCUCUCUCUCUGUCGGUCUCAGCGCCACAGACACCGCCGCCGCCUUCCCUCAUUCUCUCGCCAUCGCCUUCCCUCCUUCAUAUGGUUGAAACCCUCAUCCAUGCAGUUGAGAAAAUUGCCAAGUUGAAGAUUCCCCUGCUGAUUGGUAUUGCAUUCAAUGAAGCCAUUAUUGAAGAAAGAAAGCAAGGGAUCCAAGAAAUUCAACAACAGAUCAGUGAAGUUAAUGAGAUUUUCAAAGAUCUAGCUGUACUGGUCCAUGAUAAAGGAGCUAUAAUCAAUGAUAUUGGUUCUAACAUUGAGAACUCCCAUGCCGCAACUGUGCAAGCUACCUCCCACCUUGUGAAAGCAUCCAAGACCCAAAGAUCUAAUUCAUCUCUGACUUGUUUUCUGUUGGUGAUAUUUGGAGUCAUCCUCAUCAUUGUGAUUAUAGUUGUGGUGGCUUGAGCUGUGAUCAAAAGGAAUUAUAUAUAAAGUAUUUGAAGUGGUUGGUGGUGGUGUUUCCUUGCAAGAAGAGCUCAUCUCGGUGUCUCCUCUCCUCUCCUCUCCUUCAACUUUGAACUGGGUCUGAUGCUAAUGCCAAACGGCUCAGACUCACCUAUUGGUAUUGGAGUGGUUCGCAUCCUGGACAGUUACUAUGUAUUAAGCAUUAAGCAUAGAACAGUGGGGUAUAGAACCUGAACCCUAUCCAAGACUAGAAGCAUUAAGCAUAGAACAAGCAAACAGAUGUAUUUAUCAUUUUUUCCGUAAACUAAUGAUAUAUUUUCUCUUUUUUUCUUUUGUAAGUUUCAAAGGGUAGGGAUUUUUACA
Messenger RNA from Malus domestica (apple), 907 nucleotides. Its product is annotated as syntaxin-22-like. The record is from RefSeq and is a predicted model, not a curated record. Gene Ontology annotation, biological process: vesicle fusion; intracellular protein transport. Gene Ontology annotation, molecular function: SNARE binding; SNAP receptor activity. NCBI's taxonomy places the organism in Eukaryota, Viridiplantae, Streptophyta, Magnoliopsida, Rosales, Rosaceae. Gene Ontology annotation, cellular component: SNARE complex; endomembrane system; membrane.